CAAAUCUGAAAUUGAGUGUCUGCGGCCAACCCCAUAUAUGAAUUCGGGGUUUAAGUAGUUGGAGUUAGGUGUUAAGCAUCACGUGCUUCGCCUCAUUCAGAAAUCAUUAGUUACCAACUACCCCUCUCCACUAACUACUUCUUUUCUUACUCAUUUCUUUUUCCCUUUUAAGAACAUAACAGAAUACACCAACGCUGAAUCUUGCCUGUGACUUGGAAACUGGAAAUGGCAAACACCAUAAGGGAGUUGCAAGUGAAGGAUUUUGUGGACGCAGGGUUAUCAGUGGCAGAAGCCAUUGAAUUUGAUGGUGUUUUGAGGGAAAUUGUGUCCCUUUGUGUUUCAUCUACAGAUAUCUGGCGCCAAAUCGUGACUCGGAGAGUGCUGAAGCCAUCUCAGCCUCAUUCAUUCCACCAACUUGUUUAUUACUCUCUCUAUCACUCUUCUUCCAAUGCUUCCGAUGAUGCUGAUCCUCCUCUAUAUUGGUUCCCUUCUUUGAAGCAAGCCAGACUGACCAAUUUGGGUCGCCUCAUGGAAACAUAUGGUCCUAAGCUCUUGGGAGAUUCCUAUAAAGACCCCAUUACUAGUUUCCGUCUCUUUCACAAAUUCUCUGUUGAACACCCUCAGGAGUAUUGGUCCAUUGUUCUUAAAGAGCUCUCAGUUUCAUUCAUUGAAGCUCCAAGGUGCAUUUUGGAUACUUCUGAUCCCUCAAAGCCUGGAGGAACUUGGCUUCCUGGAGCUGUUUUGAAUAUUGCUGAUUGCUGCUUGCAGCCGAGCACACGACCCUACAAACCAGAUGACAGUUUAGCCAUUGUCUGGAGGGAUGAAGGGUUUGAUGAUACUGAGGUGAAUCAUAUCACACUCAAACAACUUCGACAGCAAGUAACGCUGGUAGCAAAUGCAAUUGAAGCCACGUUCUCAAAGGGAGAUGCAAUUGCAAUUGACAUGCAAAUGACAGCCAGUGCUGUCAUUAUAUAUUUGGCCAUUGUUCUCGCAGGAUGUGUUGUAGUCUCAAUUGCUGAUAGCUUUGCACCAAAAGAAAUUGCAACUCGCCUGCACAUAUCUAAGGCAAAGGGUAUAUUCACACAGGAUUUCAUAUCUCGAGGUGGCAGGAAAUUCCCUCUGUACAGUCGAGUCGUGGAAGCUGGCGCAAGUAAAGUUAUCGUGCUACCUGUGAUAGGUGACGAUGUAGGAGUACAAUUAAGAGAACAAGACAUAUCAUGGAAGGCUUUUCUCUCAUUUGGAAGGAAGCAUCCAAGCAGAUCACCACACUACUCUCCGGUAUAUCAAUCAAUUGAUUCUGUCACUAACAUACUUUUCUCAUCUGGAACCACAGGGGAGCCAAAAGCUAUUCCUUGGACUCAUCUUUCGCCAAUACGUAGCGCUGCUGAUGGAUGGGCUUGCAUUGAUAUUCAAGCCGGAGAUGUCUAUUGCUGGCCUACAAAUUUAGGAUGGGUUAUGGGACCAACUCUAUUAUAUUCAUGUUUUCUAACCGGCACAACUCUUGCUCUCUAUCAUGGUUCUCCUCUUGGCCGUGGUUUUGGAAAAUUUGUUCAGGAUGCAGGUGUUACCCAUUUGGGAACAGUUCCAAGCAUAGUAAAAGCUUGGAAGAAUACACGAUGUAUGGAAGGCUUGGAUUGGACAAAGAUAAAAACAUUUUGUUCCACUGGAGAAACCUCAAAUGUUGAUGAUGACCUUUGGCUUUCCUCAAAAUCUUACUACAAGCCAAUCAUCGAAACUUGUGGUGGUUCUGAGCUUGCAUCUGGUUACGUCAUGGGAAGCUUACUGCAGCCGCAAGCUUUUGCGACAUUUAGCACACCAUCAAUGACAGCUGGCUUUGUCAUCCUUGAUGGAAAUGGAGAUCCUUAUCCAGAGGAUGUACCUUGUGUUGGUGAAGUAGCCUUAUUCCCUCACAUUAUGGGAGCAACUGAUAGAUUGCUUAAUGCUGAUCAUGAUGAAGUGUACUUUAAGGGAAUGCCUAUUUACAAAGGAAAGGUACUUAGGAGACAUGGAGAUAUAGUGAAGAGAACUGUUGGUGGGUAUUUUCUUGUGCAAGGAAGAGCUGAUGACACCAUGAAUCUUGGUGGAAUAAAGACAAGUUCUGUAGAAAUUGAGCGUGUAUGCGAUAGGGCCGAUGAAUGCAUUAUGGAGACAGCUGCAAUCAGUGUCGCUCCUGCAAGUGGAGGCCCUGAACAACUUAUUAUAUUUGUAGUUUUGAAGAAAGGAUACAGUUCCGAUGUAGAAACUCUGAAAAAGAAAUUCUCUAAAGCCAUUCAGAGCAACCUUAAUCCUUUGUUUAAGGUAAGCGCCGUGAAAAUUGUGGCUGAGUUUCCUCGAACAGCUUCGAACAAACUACUGAGGAGAAUUCUGAGGGAUCAAAUGAAGCGUGAGCUAUCACUUCACAGCAGACUUUAGGGACAUCAUCAUUGGUUCCCAACAGACCAGAGCUAUGCAACGAGUUCCUUUUCAAGCCCAAUGGAACUUGUUAAGUGAAGAAAGAAUAUGCAAUGUACUCAGAAAAAUCCAUUUGUAUACUAGUGAAAUUUAUAGAUAAUAAGUACGCAAUAAGCAUUAUUCUAAUACCCCUUUGGAAAAUAAUAAAUGGGAAAUCAAUCAAAAAGUUUUAGGAUGAAUUAUUUCAUAU
Arachis stenosperma is the source of this 2641-nucleotide messenger RNA. Its product is annotated as probable CoA ligase CCL12. The coding region runs from base 226 to 2412 and encodes 728 amino acids. The transcript is spliced from 14 exons. Lineage: Eukaryota; Viridiplantae; Streptophyta; Magnoliopsida; Fabales; Fabaceae. The record is from RefSeq and is a predicted model, not a curated record.